AUGUCUUACAACCCUUCUCUGAUCAGCCCAAAUCCUAGUGAGGAUCCCAAGGGUGGCAGUUUCUUGGAGGAAAGCAGUGGUAGGGGUGAUGACAGGAAUGUCCUGGGAGGGGACAGCCUGGUCACAAGGCUGCUGGGCGCGAUGCUGCUGGUCAUGUGCCUCACUGGGGUGGUGGGGAACAUCUACACAGUGGCAGUGGCCUCUGGCAGGGUGGCAGGCUGCUCAGCAGACUCCUUGGGAGUCUACAUGAUCAACCUGGCCCUGGCUGACCUCCUGUACCUCUCCACCAUCCCCUUUGUGGUUUGCACCUACUUUGCCCACGACUGGUUCUUCGGGGAUGUGGGUUGCAGCCUGGACCUCCUUACCAUGCAUGCGAGCAUCUUCCUCCUGGCUGCCAUGAGCCUGGAGAGGUGCUGGGCAGUGGCCAAGCCUCUGCGGGCCAGGCGGGCCAGCAACACCUACCGGAAACUGGCCAGCGCCUUCCUCUGGCUCCUCUCGCUCCUGCUCACGGCCCCCAUGAUGGUGAUGACUCGGCUGCGGGAGGAGGACAGCCCCCACAAGCGCAUCUGCAUCCCCACCUGGACACCGUCAGCUUUCCGGCUCUACCUGACAGUGCUGUUCACCGCCAGCCUCCUGGCACGCGCGGUGCUGGGCACCGUCUGUGCCCGCCUGGCCCGGGCGCACCGGUGCUCGGCCUGCGGCCUGGGGCAGCGGGCCGGCCGGGCCCCUGCGCGGCGGCUCCUCCUCAGGAUCUCUGCCGUCAUGGUGGCCUACUGGGCCUGCUUCCUCCCCUUGUGGGCCUGGCAGCUGGCCGGGCUGUACCAGGGAGAGGGGCUGGGCGCCGGCCCCACUGCCCAGGCCUACCUUAACUUUGGUGUCACCUGCCUGGCCUAUGGCAACAGCUGUGUCAGCCCUUUCCUCUACACCCUGUUUGCCAGCGGCUGCCGCUGGUCCCGUGGCCGCACUGGGACGGGCGUGGUGCCUGCAGCACCCUCUCAGCAGGCUGUGGGAAGCCACAGCGUCCCCCUGGCUUUCAGGUGAUUGUCGGGGUCUGUGAGGGAAAGCGAGGGGUGA
Messenger RNA from Hirundo rustica (Barn swallow), 1074 nucleotides. RefSeq names its product urotensin-2 receptor-like. Gene Ontology annotation, biological process: neuropeptide signaling pathway; regulation of blood pressure; blood vessel diameter maintenance. NCBI's taxonomy places the organism in Eukaryota, Metazoa, Chordata, Aves, Passeriformes, Hirundinidae. Gene Ontology annotation, cellular component: membrane. The record is from RefSeq and is a predicted model, not a curated record. Gene Ontology annotation, molecular function: urotensin II receptor activity.